This is a messenger RNA of Eruca vesicaria subsp. sativa (arugula), 625 nucleotides long. The record is from the annotation of a GenBank genome assembly. Lineage: Eukaryota; Viridiplantae; Streptophyta; Magnoliopsida; Brassicales; Brassicaceae.
AAAAAUGGUGUCGGGAUCAGGGAUCUGCUCGAAGCGCGUGGUCGUCGACGCGCGGCACCACAUGCUCGGACGCCUUGCUUCCAUCGUGGCCAAGGAGCUUCUGAAUGGACAGAAGGUGGUCAUUGUCCGAUGCGAGGAGAUUUGUCUCUCUGGUGGACUUGUGCGUCAGAAAAUGAAGUAUAUGAGGUUCCUUCGUAAACGUAUGAACACUAAGCCGUCGCAUGGGCCUAUUCACUUCCGUGCUCCUUCCAAGAUCUUUUGGCGUACUGUUCGUGGUAUGAUUCCACAUAAAACGAAGCGUGGAGCUGCUGCACUUGCACGCAUGAAGGUUUUUGAAGGUGUGCCUCCACCAUAUGACAAAGUCAAGAGGAUGGUUAUCCCUGAUGCUCUCAAGGUCUUGAGGCUGCAAGCUGGCCACAAGUACUGUCUGUUGGGUCGUCUUUCUUCUGAAGUCGGGUGGAACCACUAUGACACCAUCAAGGAGCUGGAGGCGAAGAGGAAAGAGAGAUCUCAAGUGGUAUACGAGAGGAAGAAGCUACUUAACAAACUUAGAGUCAAGGCCGAGAAGGUCGCUGAAGAGAAGCUUGGAACACAGCUCGAGAUUCUUGCACCAGUUAAGUACUGA